AGAGAGAGAGAGAGACAGAGAGACAGAGACAGAGAGAGAGAGGGGGGAGGCUUCUUCUUCUUCUUCUUCUUCAAGCUGCAAAAAUCUCAGCUCCCAUGGCGCUCUCUCGCCCCCCUCCCUUCUUCGCCGGUUGCUGCUCCCGGCGGCGUUGUUCUUCGCCGGAAUCGUUGACGUCCCAUUUCGUUUCCUCUUGAGAUUUUUCUUCAGGGGGCUCUUUUUGAUCUCGAGGAGGUUGGUUCUGGAGCUGCUAACCCUUUGACCGUGAGAAGCAGAUCAGCUCCCCUUUUGCUCGAAAUUUUGAGACGGCAUGGAAGACGCGGGCGGCGGCGGCGACAAGGAGGUCCGAGCUCAGAGCUCGUGGAUCCCGGCGACCCCGGGGAAGCCCAUUUUGCCCCGGCCGGGGCCAAUCUGCUCGGAGGCGCGAGGAACCGAGGCGAACGGCGGGGACUCGUCGGAAUCGGACGAAUUCCCACCCGGGUUCGCCCCGAUUUGGCGGGCUGACGGGGUCGCUCCGUCCGGCAAUCCGGGUCGCGGCGGCGGCGCGGAGAUGAUGAAGGGAGGCCUCGAGGAUCUGGCGGCCGCCGGCUUCUUCGGCCAGGACGAGACCGCCAGGAUGUGGCCGAAUCUUUCGGUCUCGGCUGGUGUCGGGGUGGAGAGCGGUCACUUCCGGGGCCUGUUGGCUCUGGUAGACGCUGCGGCCAUGGGAGGGCCGCCGGAUGAACACCCGAAGAGUUCUUUCAUCUCCUUCUCCGAUCCGCACAGAGACGGUCGGUGGCCGUCUCCGAGCCCGGCGGACCGCAGGGUCGCCGAGCCCGAUCCUCCGCACCGUCCAUGGGUCGAUGGAAAUCACUGGCCAAGUUAUCCGGACAAGCUUGCGAAUGCUCAGCUACGCGCAUAUGACCUGAACUUGCCACCCUCGAUGGCCGAAGAUGCAAUGUCGAAAGGCAUUCUUCAUUUCGCGCCAAUUACCCCAGAAAAGGCUGUUGGAGCAGAGAAGAAAAUUGCUUCUCAAGUGCCCAACAUAUGCACAUAUGAAAGGCGGAGGCUUGAGCGUAACAUCAUGGAGGUGGACAGAGAUGCCACCAAGACUUUCGCACCCGAGAUCAGUCAACAAGAUAAAGAGCUCAAAGAGUCUGGAAUGGGGUCACCGUCUAAUGUUGUUUCCACAUUGAUGGAGAAUCACGACCCUGAGAAGGGAGACGCCCAGAUGAUAGGCUUGAACAAAACUCCGCAACAGAAGACGAGAAGGAAAAAACACAGGCCGAAGGUGGUGAAAGAGGGAAAGCCGAAAAGGGCUCCGAGGUCAACAGCUCCAAAGCCCGCUGAUGGGGGGAAGACCAGGGUUAAGAGAAAAUAUGUGAGGAGAAAAGGAGUUGAGAAACCACAAGCUUUACCCACGGAAGGGGCUGAGGACUCCUCCAUUGAUCUAAAAGUACGCCAACCGCCCAAAAAAUCCUGCAGGAGGGCCUUGAACUUUGACAACGAAGAACAGCCGAUGGAAAAGACACUUCAUGCAUCAGCGUCCAUUUCAGAUUCACCAGCACAGGAUUUCCAACAAACUAGGAGAGUUCAGCCGAACCUAGCCGAGCAGCUUGCCCAAGAAUUUGAGGUCUUUCUGGAAAACAGAAACAAAAGCGAACUUGACUGCAGCACAGACCCAACGAAGAAAUGCUACAUUUCGACACCAGAACAGGGCAUCAUGGGAGAGAUGAGUUUUGUCCAAAAUAACCAUAAUCCAGAACGCUCGGAUGCUGGUUAUACAAGGAAGAUCCUUGACAAAAAAGGCCAAUUGAACACUAACAAUGGAUGUGAAACCAUUGCACAAGUUAUCCCGAGAGCCAAUCCUGAAGCAUGGGGAAAAGGUCAGGAGGCUCCCUACGGCAGCAAGAGCACGACUUUGUUGGUCGAGGAAUACGAAGCACAAUGUAAGCAAAAAUUAGAUACUUGUGAACUUGCAAAGUUCGGCAGCACAAAUUUUCUCGGAGCCCAAUACAAUAGCUUACAAGCAUACAUGACAACGUCUUGGGUCCACUUUCCAGUCAUACAUAAGAGGAAGAGAACAGAGAAGGUGCAGCAAAAUACGGGGACAACCCACGCUUCUGCAGCUAAAGUUACUGACUGGAACAGUCCACCCCAACCUAAUUCCUUCUAUCCAGCUACAACUCGAGAGUUUGGAGCAGAACUCGACAAUAGGCACCACACUGUCGGAUGUCUCCUGGAAUUUAAUCAAAGAAACAAGACGACCAAAAAGAGAUCCAGGGCUCCAACUCGGGUACGAGAUUUUGCCUCAUUAAUCAGACUCCUACCAGAUGAUUCCCACAGACAAGCAGAAUAUGGCUUCUCACAGAAACCGCACUCUUGCAUAGAAGCCCUGCUUGAGGAGAUACAAUCGACACUGUCAAGAAAGAAACGGACUAAGAAGAGACUUUCUCUGGUUACUUCGGCCUAUGGUGGUGCAUUGCAGCUGCAUGGACCACUUGUCAUGCACAAUAACCAAAGCACUUUAAACAGAUCAUCAGGGGCUCAAACAGAGUUAUUGUGGAGACAGAUGACCUCUUUAGAUGCGAUCAUCAAACAAUUUGAGAACCUAGAUAUCAACAGAGAGACCGAUGGAAUUCAAAAUGCAUUAGCAUCUUAUGAAAUGACGAAUCAUGAGCACAAUGCACUUGUUCUCUAUAAGAGGGGCGGAACUGUCGUGCCUUUCGACAAUUCAUUUGGUCCACCGAAGAAACGACGCCCACGACCAAAAGUUGACCUUGAUGAAGAAACCAGCCGAGUGUGGAAGCUUCUUUUGGAAAAUAUAAAUAGUGAAGGUAUUGAUGGAACAGAUGAAGAGAAGGCAAGAUGGUGGGAGGAAGAACGGAGAGUCUUCCGAGGGCGUGCAGACUCAUUUAUUGCACGUAUGCAUCUUGUUCAAGGUGAUAGACGUUUUUCUCCAUGGAAAGGAUCAGUGGUUGAUUCAGUUGUGGGAGUUUUUCUAACUCAAAAUGUAUCAGACCAUCUGUCUAGUUCGGCAUUCAUGUCACUGGCAUCUCGUUUUCCCCAAAAACGAAUCCCCGAAAUGUGCUCUGAUGAAGGAAUUGCAAUAAUUAUCGAUGAACCAGACACAGACAUCUUGGAGAUGGAGUACCCCUCGAGUGAAAAAGGUCCCAAUGAAACAGCGUGUGGCCAGAGCUCGAUCACUGACAAUGAAUAUGAGAAGAAUGAAAUAAAAGAGGUUGUCAACAGCAAUAAUUCUGUCGGAGUUAAAGCUUGUUGCAUUAGCUUAGCAGAUGAGCCAAAAUGCCAGAUGUCAAAUUCAAGUACAAGUGUUUCAGAGAAGUUAUCUCCUUUCAUUGAAGAUACUUCAACUGCUGCAAUAACCCAAAUAGAUGAGGGUCAUAUCAAAGGAGAUGGGAAAGCAGAAAGUUCAUCUCCAAAUUCGGUAAUAUCAUCUCAAAGUUCUGUGGACUCACCGCCAGCUCAGGCUGCUGAAAGGACAGGAUCUAGUUCAGAUGUUUUGAUAAAUACUUUUUCCAAAACUGACAGCUUGGAUGGUUUACAGUCAUUUAUGCAGCUAUUGGAUAUGGCUGGCUCAAAUGUUCCACCAGAGGUUUCUGUUCGUGAAAUUGAAGAUGCGUCAGUAAACGAGAAUAUGGAGAACGUAAUAAACAAAUCCAGUGAGAAGGAGGAUGGUGAGGAAACGCUGCAAGCAGACACUUCAUGUAGAAUAUCUACCUCAGGUUUCACCAGCUGUCUGGCAUUUUCAGAAGUUGAAUGCCCAAAAAAUUUCAUACAAGAAACCAACUCUGGUGGGAGUUUCAAGAAUGAGAAUGAGCAAAUUAUCAGGGAUGAAGCAGCAAUAAGUUUCGCUAUAACAGACAGUAAGAUGACAGAGAUUUGUGAAGAAACGCGUGAGCAUUCAAUUAAGAAUAAUCAACCAUGCAACAGCUGUCUAGGAGGUGAAAUCUCUGAAAACAGGCCUGCUAUGGACCGUGAGAUAGUACCCGAAGCAGCGUGUCAAGGGGAAACCAGUAAAAUACAGACAGAUGUGUACUUCUCAGAAUUUUCAGGGGAAAAAGAAAGCACUGGCACAAGGGACAUUUCAAAAUGCGCUGAUCAUGAAUCUGCAGAUACACACCCUUCUAAGCAUGGUCUUUCACUAACUGACAAGUCAAACAAGACUAAUAAAACAAAUUCAAAAGGAAAGAGUCGAGGUGCUGGUAAGGAGAAAAAAGAAGAUUUUGACUGGGAUAGCUUAAGAAGACAGGCAGAAUCCAAUGGAAGGAAAAGAGUAAGAACGCCAAACACAAUGGACUCUGUGGACUGGGAAGCUGUCAGAUGUGCAGAUGUCAAUGAAAUUGCUGAUGCCAUCAAGGAGCGAGGAAUGAAUAACGUACUUGCAGGAAGAAUCAAGGAUUUCCUCAAUCGGCUUGCAAGAGAACACGGAAGCAUUGAUCUAGAAUGGCUCAGGGAUGUUCCACCCGACAAAGCAAAAGAAUAUCUGCUGAGCAUGAGAGGCUUGGGGUUGAAGAGCGUCGAGUGUGUGCGGCUUUUAACGCUCCACCACCUUGCUUUUCCAGUAGACACAAAUGUUGGACGUAUAGCUGUAAGGCUUGGAUGGGUACCACUUCAACCAUUGCCCGAGUCACUUCAAUUGCAUCUUUUGGAACUCUAUCCUGUCUUAGAAUCUAUUCAACAAUAUCUAUGGCCAAGAUUGUGCAAGCUCGAUCAGAGAACUUUGUAUGAGCUGCAUUACCAGAUGAUAACAUUUGGAAAGGUCUUCUGCACAAAAAGCAAACCAAAUUGCAAUGCCUGCCCUAUGAGAGGAGAAUGCAGACACUUUGCAAGUGCUUUUGCGAGUGCAAGGCUUGCUCUACCCGGGCCAGAGGAAAAGAGCAUAGUGAAUGCAAUGGUAAGAAACAUAGCCAGCCAAAACAUUGGCGAGACAUUGCCUCUGUCUUUACCACUGGCGAAGGAGAACUUAGAAGAACAGCAACUAGAAGCAAGACCUGGAGCAAGUAACUGUCAACCUAUUAUAGAGGAACCUGCAACCCCAGAACCAGACUGCACUCAGAUAGCAGAAAAUGACAUGGAGGAUAUGUUUUCAGAUGAUUUCAACGAAAUUCCUACAAUCAAACUUAACAUGGAAGAGUUCACUCAGAAUUUACAGAAGUACAUGCAGCACAACAUGGACCUUCAAGAAGAUGACAUGUCAAAAGCUUUAGUUGCUUUAACCCCCGAAGCUGCCUCCAUUCCUGUGCCUAAACUUAAAAAUGUGAGCCGGCUACGGACGGAGCACCUAGUGUAUGAAAUACCAGAGGGACACCCUCUUAUGAAUGGGCUGGACAAGCUAGAAGCGGAUGAUCCGUCCAAAUACCUCCUCGCAAUAUGGACACCAGGUGAAACGGCUUCUUCUGUUCAACCACCUGAGCAUAGGUGCAAUUCCCAAGAAUUUGGCACACUUUGCAACGAAAUAACUUGUGUCUCGUGUAACAGUAUAAGAGAAGCAAAUUCGCAGACUGUUCGUGGGACAUUUCUGAUUCCAUGCCGUACAGCAAUGAGGGGGAGUUUUCCGCUAAAUGGCACAUAUUUUCAAGUUAACGAGGUAUUUGCUGACCAUGAGACGAGUAUAAAUCCUAUAGAUGUUCCUAGGAGUUUGUUGUGGAAACUUCAAAGGAGGACUGUGUACUUUGGAACUUCUAUACCAACAAUAUUCAAGGGUUUGUCAACAGAAGGCAUUCAACAAUGCUUCUGGAGAGGAUUUGUUUGUGUGAGGGGAUUUGAUAGGAAAACACGGGCACCCCGUCCAUUGAUGGCCAGGCUACACUUUCCGGCUAGUAAGUUACCUAAGACAAAAGGUAAGAAGGAUGAUGGUCAAUAAUGCACACUAUGUUGGGUGCCGGCAAGACCAGAUCAAUAACCAUGUUAGGCGAAGCAUUUGAGGAACCAUGCCUUGGAUAGCAAAUUCCAGGCAACUGCAUGGACCAUGGCCAGAAGUUCCACGAAGCAGAGAUUUUAGGGAUUAACAAGGUUGUUGUAGCUACUCAUCUCGUGCUCGGGUUUGAGCCAUUCUUUCAUGUCAGUAUACAACUCUGGAAGCUUUGAACUAUGGAAAGAUUUUUCACAGGGCUUUAUGCAAAAGCGGAGAGACGGUUUAAGCUAUAGAAUUUCAGCAACAGUGUACAGAAGCAUAAAGCUCGAGAGAGAAGCUAGCAGCUAGUACUUUCAAGAGUUGUGAGGACCAUUUAGGAAGUAUUGCAUAAUCACACAUCUCUUCAUACUCUUCACAUGAA
Syzygium oleosum is the source of this 6275-nucleotide messenger RNA. RefSeq names its product protein ROS1A. Gene Ontology annotation, biological process: base-excision repair. The transcript is spliced from 20 exons. Gene Ontology annotation, molecular function: DNA N-glycosylase activity; 4 iron, 4 sulfur cluster binding; DNA demethylase activity. The record is from RefSeq and is a predicted model, not a curated record. Bases 308 to 5863 code for a protein of 1851 amino acids. NCBI's taxonomy places the organism in Eukaryota, Viridiplantae, Streptophyta, Magnoliopsida, Myrtales, Myrtaceae.